AUGCUUUCUAGUCAGUGCACGGUUUCUUCGUUUCUUUCUUCAUUACACUACAACAAUGCUCUACAGUCUACUCCUUAUACUGGACUCUAUAAUCUCUUACCUAUUUUUUCAACCACCACCAUCAUCUUCUUAACUUUCUCGCUCCUGUCUCUCUCACAUUCGUUACUUCCCAAGCUCAACGCUCUCUGUAGCUGCGAAACUUGCCAGUCUUAUCUCACUUCAAGCUGGUCAAAAAACUUUCCUAAUCUUUGCGAUUGGUUGGCUCACCUUCUUCGAAACUCCCCUGCUAAAACCAUCCACAUCCACGUUCUUGGGAACACGAUCACCGCGAACCCAGAAAACGUCGAGUACAUGCUGAAGACAAAAUUUAAUAAUUUCCCAAAAGGGAGAACUUUUUCCAUGAUCCUGGGCGAUUUCCUAGGGCGAGGUAUUUUCAACGUAGACGGCGAACUAUGGAAGUUUCAGAAAAAGAUGGCCAGCUUGGAGCUUAACAAGUCCUCCGUCAGAUCCUUCGCUUUUGAGAUUGUCAACUGUGAAAUCCAACAUCGCCUCAUCCCACUUCUGUUGUCAAAGCAAGACAGCGUUUUGGAUUUACAAGAUGUUUUUAGAAGAUUCUCGUUUGAUAGCAUUUGUCGAUUCUCCUUCGGGCUUGACCCUAAGUGCCUAGAGUUGUCUCUGCCCAUGUCGGAGUUCGCCGAUUCCUUUGACCUGGCUUCCAAGUUAUCAGCAGAGAGAGCGAUGGCAGUUUCCCCUUUGGUGUGGAAGAUCAAAAGGAUGCUCAAUCUGGGCAGCGAGAAGAGACUCAAAAAAGCGAUCAGAAUGAUUAAUCUGUUAGCCAAAGAGGUGAUAAGGCAAAAGCGAAAAAUCGGGUUUUCCGCUCAAAAAGAUUUGCUAUCACAGUUCAUGACCACUGUACACGACGACACGUACUUGAGAGAUAUUGUUAUAAGCUUCCUAUUGGCUGGUCGUGACACGGUGGCUUCAGCACUGACCAGUUUCUUCUGGCUACUGGCCAAACACCCAGAAGUAGAAUCAGCGAUUCGGCGCGAAGCAGACAAAUUAAUCGGACCCCAAAAAGAGCUCACGAGCCUGGAACAGUUGCGGCAACUGCACUAUUUACAAGCGGCAGCGUACGAAAGCAUGAGGCUUUACCCUCCGAUCCAAUUUGAUUCAAAGUUCUGCUUAAAAGACGAUGUGUUGCCCGAUGGGACGGCCGUGAAAAGUGGAACUAGGGUUACUUACCAUCCAUAUGCCAUGGGUCGGUUGGAGGAAAUUUGGGGUCCAGAUUGCUUUGAAUUCAAACCCGAACGGUGGUUGAGGGAUGGGCAGUUUUACCCAGAAAAUCCGUUCAAGUACCCGGUUUUCCAAGCCGGCCUAAGGGUGUGCUUGGGCAAAGAGAUGGCCAUGGUGGAGCUCAAAAGCGUGGCACUUUCAUUGCUCCGACGAUUCCAGAUCGAAUUGGUGUCUCCUAGUCACACCCCAAGGUUCUCUCCUGGACUCACGGCCACUUUCAGAUGUGGGCUUCCCGUACUGGUACGUGAAGUUGAGCAUCAUAGUCUAUAGUACUCUGGUAAUUAAUUUACAUAUAAUAUGGUCCAUGUAGCAUAGUUUGGUAGCUAGGAGGGUGUCAUGAAUCAAACAAAAGACUAGCAGAGAAAACGCCAUUGUUUUUCGUGCACCAUGUGGGGUGUAUUUGAUGAUUGAUGACGGGGGAAAGUGACUGGGGAGGCAUUGCAGUGGCCAUAUCACUGGACCCUUGCAACAGAAGCAGAAUGUCUUGGUGUCGGUGGAAUCUCUUGAUUAUUCUAAAUUAAUGGACUACAAACGUUGUUGGAGCUCUCUGUAGCUGUUGUUUUUUGACUGUGCAUGUGCAUAAUCAUCCUCCUUUGAUUCAACAGUUUGUUUAGUGCGCCACAACAGUUAAUACUCAUGUUUGCAUUGUAUUUGUAGACCUCAGUUAAGACUUGAGAGAGAGCGAAUAUAUGGCUCAUGAAGAAACUUGUAUAUAUGAUUAAUGCAGAUACUAUAUUGUACAGGUUAUAUUAAUUUAUUCUUA
Prosopis cineraria is the source of this 2056-nucleotide messenger RNA. RefSeq names its product cytochrome P450 94C1-like. The transcript has 2 exons. Lineage: Eukaryota; Viridiplantae; Streptophyta; Magnoliopsida; Fabales; Fabaceae. Gene Ontology annotation, molecular function: iron ion binding; heme binding; oxidoreductase activity, acting on paired donors, with incorporation or reduction of molecular oxygen. The coding region runs from base 1 to 1563 and encodes 520 amino acids. The record is from RefSeq and is a predicted model, not a curated record.